Messenger RNA from Coregonus clupeaformis (lake whitefish), 1770 nucleotides. RefSeq names its product homeobox protein Dlx5a-like. The record is from RefSeq and is a predicted model, not a curated record. NCBI's taxonomy places the organism in Eukaryota, Metazoa, Chordata, Actinopteri, Salmoniformes, Salmonidae. Gene Ontology annotation, molecular function: DNA-binding transcription factor activity, RNA polymerase II-specific; RNA polymerase II cis-regulatory region sequence-specific DNA binding. Gene Ontology annotation, biological process: anatomical structure formation involved in morphogenesis; regulation of transcription by RNA polymerase II; embryo development. Bases 173 to 1033 code for a protein of 286 amino acids. The transcript has 3 exons.
GUGCGUAAGAGCGCAAUUUAGGAUUUAACCAAGUCUUUGCUGAGGGGCUGGCAGAAGUUCGAGAGACCACGUCGGCGUAAGCACACAUCACACAAUGCAAGUGUAGUCUUCAGUCAGUCUUCAGACGUCUCAUUGGAGUUAGACAGCCAUUUAACGUUGCUGCUUUCGAACUAUGACUGGAGUAUUCGACCGAAGGAUUCCGAAUUUCAAACCUUCCGACUUCCAGAACCCUUUUCAGCUUUCCACCAACAUGCACCACCCGUCUCAGGAAUCCCCUACGCUUCCCGAGUCUACGGCCACGGAUUCUGGCUACUAUAGCCCCGCUGGAGCAGUGCACCAUGGCUAUUGUUCGCCUAAUUCCACCUCGUAUGGGAAACCUCUCAAUGCCUAUCAGUACCAGUACCACGGCGUAAACGGAUCUGCAGGAAAUUACCCUGCAAAAACAUACCCAGACUACAGCGCAUACACAGCCUCUGCUUACCACCAAUAUGCUGGAACUUAUAGCAGAGUACAACCACAACCAUUAAGUCCGCAAGAAAAAGAAGUAUCAGAACCUGAAGUGAGGAUGGUAAACGGAAAGCCCAAGAAAGUCAGAAAACCACGGACAAUCUACUCCAGUUUUCAGCUCGCCGCCCUACAGCGGAGAUUUCAGAACACACAGUACCUCGCGCUGCCAGAGAGAGCAGAGCUCGCCGCUUCGUUGGGACUCACGCAAACGCAGGUCAAAAUCUGGUUCCAGAACAAAAGGUCGAAACUGAAGAAAAUUAUGAAGAAUGGCGAGCUUCCACCAGAACACAGUCCGAGCUCCAGCGACCCUAUGGCAUGCAACUCUCCGCAGUCCCCCGCCGUCUGGGACACGCAUGGCCCAUCCAGGCCUCACAGCCACCAGGCACAGAACAUCAACUCCGCGGCUUCCACCUUUUUGGAAAACUCUGCGUCUUGGUACUCCACCGCUGGUGUCAUGAAUUCUCACCUCCAGGCCCCCAACUCGAUACAGCACUCUUUGGUUCUUGGAUCUGGGACGUUAUACUGAAACCCAGUUCAACAAAUAUUUACAUUGUAUUGGACUCGUGUUUAAAAUGUUCAGAGGAAUAUGCAAUGUAUUGAUGAAAGUCAUAGAAGAACGUGUAUAAUGUGUAAAUGUGUGCAUGUAAUUUAUUGCAUUUUGGAAGACUAAUUAAACGUUUUAAAUCGACAAUGGAACCCAGAGACUUUUAAUGGCGCCCUCCUGAAUUAUGACAGACUAAAAAAAUGGCCUACCUACAAAUCCUCCCUCAUGAUUAGGCCUAUAGACAGGCUAUUCGCACUGAAAACCAAUGACUCCGUAACAUUACAAAAUUAGCCCACAUUCUGAGACACUUUAAAUCCAUGCACAGAUCAAACUUGCCUGGACUGUCUGCGUGCCAUAUUUGGUCAGUUGUGCACAUUUGUGAUUCACUUUCAACAUUAAUUUGGGCACAGAUCUAUCAACAAGGAGAUGGUAUAAUGAGCUUAGGCUAUAGGCCUACAAUUAGGCAAUUUUAGAUGCUGGUAUGCCAAAAGGUUAGGCUAGAUUUGUUUCGUGUCAUGUCAUGUAGUUAUUCAUGUUUAGUACUACAACCUGUUUUAUGGUUAUGCGCAUAGUAACAUAGUACGUUAUGUUUUGAGCGGAUACAUUACGGACUAAAACAGAACCUUAUCGAAGAGAGCAUCGUAGAUGAUUAGUGUCUAUUGGUUUCGAUCCCCGGGACCACCCAUACGUAAAAAUGUAUGCACACAUGACUGUAAGUC